Anisakis simplex (herring worm) is the source of this 915-nucleotide messenger RNA. NCBI's taxonomy places the organism in Eukaryota, Metazoa, Nematoda, Chromadorea, Rhabditida, Anisakidae. The record is from the annotation of a GenBank genome assembly.
AUGAGGAAUGCGUUGGAUGUAUCGUCGCAGUUAAUAUUGAAAUCUGAAUGUAGUAAACCGCGACGAGUCCCCAUUUCAACAGUGAUUACAUCCGACCAAAAGCAUGUCUGUAUCGCAAUUGAUGAUCAAAUAUUCUUGUACGAUAUUCGCAGUGGACAACGCAUCUCAGUCAUUAAUCAAACCGAUACAGUGAUUGCCUUAUCAUCAUCCUCUGAUAACCAACUAUUGGUGUACCUGAUGAAUGGACUGCUCAUCGAAUACGCUAUCCCGAGUCAAGCAGUCGUACAGUACAAACAACUCAACAUCCAACAAAAACUGCUCAAAAUAUACCAAUCACCAACGACAUCCAAUCAGAUUUAUGCUAUAAUCGGUGAUUGUUAUGAUACUGAUGAAUAUUUCAAAAAUUUGAAUAUUAUUCGAAUUCAUACCUCUGCUGACUCGACUAGUAUCGAGAAUGUAAUAAAAGACGAGAGUAAAUUCAACAUCUCACCAAAAUUAACGAAUUUAGAGCGGUUGGCGUUAAGUGAUAAAUUAUGCGUAGGAUGUGUCGAUAAUCGAGUUUUGGUAUAUGCUUAUGAAAGUGGCAAGAGCGUGAAAUAUGAAUAUAAUUCAAGUAAAGAAGAGUUGAAUAAGGGUUUAGUGAAUGAUUUCGUCUCCAUAAAACUCUAUCAAAAACCAGAAGAAGAGGCAUCGAAACUGAUUGGAGUAUUGCAUUUCGGUCGAAUUCUGUUAUGGAAUAUUGAAAUGGCGAAUAAAGGGUCGGUGAGAAUCGUACUAAUGCAGUCAGUACAUUGGCAUCGAGGUGCACCGAGUGUGUGCUUGACUUCCGAGCAGUCAUUGCUCUCAGCCGGUAUCGAAGGUGUGCUCGUCAAAUAUUCAUCAGCCGUCUCCAAUAAAUCCUCAUUAUGCUCAUUU